Molecule: messenger RNA, 1055 nt
Organism: Galdieria sulphuraria
Lineage: Eukaryota; Rhodophyta; Bangiophyceae; Galdieriales; Galdieriaceae
Exons: 2
Coding region: 5-1015 (336 amino acids)
Source: RefSeq, a predicted model, not a curated record
UUGAAUGUUGGCUACCAAACGACAAGCUCGAGACUUUCAAGUUACUUUGGUUUUGGAAGAGUUGAGACAGUUUCCUUUAAGUCAUGGAACGAUAUUUGCAAAGUGGAAGUUACAACCUCAAGUGGCAGAUCCUCACUUUGGUUUCACAAAGAGAACUCAAGUUGUAAGAAACACAGUUAUAUGGAACGAUAGAUUCACGUUUUCAGUAAAGUUGGGUGCUGCUGGCGAACGAGGUGAAGAGCUUCGUUCUUGUGGCUUGAGAAUUUCGAUUCGUGAGGAAAAGAACAUUGGUCAUAUAAGACAUGGAAUAAUAGAACUUGACUUGGCAGAAUAUGCAGGUUUACCUACUGUUCGCAAAAAUUUCUUGCUUCAAGAAAGUCGCACCAACGCUGUACUAAGUUUAUCUCUCACUUUGCGACAAACUUCUGGAGACCCGACUUUUAAAAGGCCUUUCAAGAGUGUCAAAGUCACUUUGCCGUCUUCUUCAGAUACACAAAACUCUUCGGUUAACGAACUACAGAGUAAUCCUGACAUUGAAGAAAUACAUGUAAAGAAGACUGAUAAGGAAUGGGUUGAAGUAGAAUCUACUCUAGUGGAUUCAAGUACCGCCGAAAAGAACUUUUUUUAUAUUUUGGAAAACAACACAGAAAACUCCUUGUUUUCCUAUGCAAAGAACAUUUCUGAGAAUAUGGAACAGUUAGAAUGGGAGCUGGAAGAAGAAAUUCCUGCACAUAUUCGAGCCACUCGAAUAGAUGCUGAGGCUUUGAUAGAGAAAAUUAUUAGAGAUGUGAUUCCUAAGAAGGCUUAUGAGGUGGAGGAGAUGAACUCAAGUAAACUGAGAGAAAACAAGUCGAGUAAAGCAACAAAUGAUAUGGACAACACGGGGAAUCAAGGUCACGAUUUGGAUAUUGGGUUAUUGAAGAAGACAAGAGAUUCUGGUAUAUUGUAUUCUGGUUUGUUUUAUUUUUGUGUUUUUAGACUUUUCUUAGGUGCGUUAUAUACUGGAAUUGGAUAAAGCGUAGAAAAUUCAAAAUCGAUUUGUGCAAAUUUUCCUU